Microthlaspi erraticum is the source of this 351-nucleotide messenger RNA. The record is from the annotation of a GenBank genome assembly. NCBI's taxonomy places the organism in Eukaryota, Viridiplantae, Streptophyta, Magnoliopsida, Brassicales, Brassicaceae.
AUGUCAAAUGCGUCUCUUAUCAUUGAUGGAGUCCGUGAACUGGAUCAAUGGUGGAACAAGCUCCUAAAGUACGGUGAAGUAGUACUCUCUUCCGUGAAACAAGACGACAGUUCUAAGUAUGGAGUCUCUGACUUGGAUCAAUGGUGUGACGAGCUCCCAAACUACAGUGUCAAACAAUAUUACAGUCCUAAGGCAGAAAAUGAGUCACAGGAAGAGUGUAAAGAAGGCGUGAAGGUGGACAGAGUCGGCGAGGCAUUUAAGGUUGUGGAAGAAACUACCGAACUCUCUUCUCAGGCCGUGACUGCUACUACAAGCUCUUGUAGAUAUCUGUUUGGCAUGCAAAUUUCAUAA